GCCUUGGAACGACUGGAGUCGACAUGGUACAUUGAGAUUAUCUUCCUGCUCUGCAGCGUCAUAUGCGCCACUCUCAUCGUCACCUUCCUCGCUGUCCACAAUAAUACCCCCAUUGAGAGUUGGCAUUUCUAUUUCUCCAUCAACACGGUUGUUUCGACGCUUGGAGUGGUCUUCAAGUCAACUCUGCUCAUGGCAGUCUCUGCUGCUCUUGCUCAGGGGAAGUGGACAUGGUUUCGAAAAAGAAGUGGCACCUUGAGUACGUUCGAAGCUAUCGACGCUGGGAGUCGCGAUACCCUAGAGAGCUUCAGGCUCCUAUGGCGUAUGCGUGGCCAACAUCUUGUUUCUGCAGGGGCGCUUGUCGUUGCCCUUGGGUUUAUGAUAGAGCCUUUCCUCCAAGCAAUAAUCUCCGACUAUGGACGUCUCGUCGACACGGAGUCAACCAACACCAACGGCAUGAGUGCUACCGUUGGCAGAUCAAGCCGAUUCGAUGGUGGCACUCAAUGCAUUUCCACCUACAAAAGCAGAUAUCCCCAAGUUGAUACCACACCUGACUUUGCAAUCAGUGCUUCUCUAUAUGAUGGAUUGAACACAGCAACAAGUCAUGGAUAUCAGAACGUAUCUUUUACAUGUAUGUAUGGUAACUGCACAUGGUCUGGAUAUAUAUCUCUAGCUGUACGCAGCACCUGCUUCGACAUCUCCAGCCAUCUGAAGAGGACGACUCAAGACAACUCGACCGAAAGAAUAAAGUCUUCGACCCGGAGUCUGUCUCCUGGAUCGACUGACAUCUCUACGUCGGAUACUGACACUGAGAUGGCGAUGUACCCUACAGCAGCCUUGUCGGCAUUCUCAGGUGUUUCGACACUGAACUCCAUGGCAGCAUCGAUUCGUUCUAUCGUGACUUCAGCGACUACUGGGCUAGAGAAGAGGGCAUCUCCCACUGUCCAGCCAAAAUCGGUGGCAUCGUCGGAUCCUUCAACCAGGUGGACAGAUUGGACGCUGGAGCAUCUCGACUUGACUCUUUCAAACACGAAUGGGAUGUGGCGUAACGCAAGCACUUUCGCUGUUCUCCAAGCAGCGGUGGUGGCCGAUCCAAAUCUCACGAUCAAUUUCAAGACCUCACAGGCAUUGCUUGCUGCAUUCACUGUAAUCCGGACUGACGAUAGCCAAACUUUGGGCAGCCCAGCCUGGGAUGCUGCAGGUGCAUCAGCCAUGGAGUGUGGACUGGAACUGACUCUUAACCUUUACAAUUCUUCGGUCGUCAACAAUGUCCUGGUCGAGCAUAUUUUGGCAAGCGCCUCCCAGAAAGUUCCUGAAUCGUGGUUGCCUUCGCCGAACGUCGAUCAAAGUAAUGUCCACCCGAAUGGGCUUCCGGUCGACCUGGGAACGAAGGAGUGGAACCCGAUAUAUCAUGAUACGUUUCUGUAUCGCGACGACUAUGCUCUGGAUCCCGCUACUUUGCCAAUAAACAAGACACAAAGAUUCAGCAUAACGCAAAGGACUCUGCUUAGCACAGUCGACUUUUUGACAUCAUUAAUCAGACAAAACAACGAUAAUGCAACAGUCAAGGCGGUGACUCAAGAUGUUGGUACCAUCUUCUUCAUACUCUCGAUCAUCGAUGCACACAAAGUUCAUGUUCCUACCUGGAAAGCCAACAGCAUAGCUACAAUGAUACAUGGACCCGAUGAAAUGCUUCAGCGAGACCUACGCAUCAAAAAUCAUGUCCAUUCCUUGGGUGUGGCUAGCGAAACGGUGGCCAAACUUGAAUGGUUUCCUGAAGGGUAUGCACUCACUGCUGGACAUCAACCUCCAGCCAAAAUUUCUCGACCUACAACACCAGUAAGAGAUGAGGAAGAGCAUGAGAUGAAUGCCCUGAGGAUCCCCACGACACCGCAAACACCUGGUUCGAACGUCACUUUGGUCGAGCCACAGGUUGUCGGAGAAGCAGAACAAGGCACUAUCCGACCAGUGUCGCCAGCAUUCACUGGCCCUGACUGGAGUGACGUUCAGAUCAAUGAUCCAUCAGAGUCUACACCCUUGGGUAUCAGAAGAAGUCUGUGA
Aureobasidium vineae is the source of this 2058-nucleotide messenger RNA. Lineage: Eukaryota; Fungi; Ascomycota; Dothideomycetes; Dothideales; Saccotheciaceae. The record is from the annotation of a GenBank genome assembly.